Molecule: messenger RNA, 2843 nt
Organism: Anguilla rostrata (American eel)
Lineage: Eukaryota; Metazoa; Chordata; Actinopteri; Anguilliformes; Anguillidae
Gene: vamp5
Product: vesicle-associated membrane protein 5
Exons: 3
Coding region: 397-807 (136 amino acids)
Biological process (GO): vesicle-mediated transport; vesicle fusion; SNARE complex assembly
Cellular component (GO): plasma membrane; SNARE complex
Molecular function (GO): syntaxin-1 binding; SNAP receptor activity
Source: RefSeq, a predicted model, not a curated record
GCUUCUAAAAAGGCUGCCCCUUCAGACGUCAUCUCCACAGUGGGGCGUUGAGCCUGCCUCCUGUCACUUAAAGAGUCACUUAAGGAGUGACAGGAGGCAGGCGUAACAGUUAGCGUAACGGUCUCACACCAAAGUCCCUAGUUAAAGAAACACGGGCUGGAAGAAGAAAAAAAACGCAUAAAGAACGAACAAUUUGCAGAACGGGGGACAAUUCUGCAGCAGAAUCAAGAGCAGGGAGGGGAGGCAAGGUUUUGCGUUUCCCCUUUCGCGCUGUAAGCGCCGUUAUUUGUUGAAACUUAGAGCGAAGACGGCGGUUCCCAACGAGCAGUCGCUUUCUGAUGAGGCGAAUUUGCUGACUGUCCAGGACAACAGUUGAGAUCACGUCGUGAGAGAGAAAUGGUAGACCUCGGCAUCGAUCGCUGUCAAUCGUCGAUGCGUUCGUCCCCCGCGCCUGCGUCAGCUGACCCUCUUGGCCAAUCCGGUCCCUCUCGCCCUCAGGUGAAAGGAAAGGACCGGCUGCGCCAGGCCCAGGAGGAAGUGGAGGAGGUGAAGGUCAUCAUGCUGGACAACCUGAACAAGGCGGACGAACGGUCGGGCAAGCUGGGGGAGCUGGAGAACCGGGCCGACAUGCUCCUGGAGAAGAGCAAGGGCUUCAAAAAGACCGCGACCAAGUUGAAACAGCAGAACAGGUGGGAGAACAUGAAGAUGAAGGUGGUGGUGGGCAGCAUCCUGGCGGUGGUGGUGGUGGUCGUCAUCAUCGUGGUGACGGUGCUCAACUGCUGCCCGAAGGUGACCAAUGGGACCUAGGGACUGGUCAGGCGGGCGGCACAGGAGUCGAGAUACAGGAACAGGAGAUUCCCCUGUGCUCUGGCUACGUGGACAAACACAAGAGAGAGAGAGAGAGAGAGAGAGAGAGAGAGAUUGCUACAGUAAAAGUUCUCUAUCAGAGGAAGAAAUGGUACCACUGACUCAACGAAAUGCCAGCAUUGUGCAUCCGAUUGAGCUGCUGCCCCUCAACCUGUUUGACCGACCCUCAACCAGUGCUCUCCCGAUACUUCACAGAGCUGCUCCAGAAAGCUGACUCCGCUCAGUAAGAAAAGGAAUCAAACAACCCCCCCAUCCCAUCCCACAACCCACAAUAGCGCUAUAGUGAGACUUGUUUAUGGGUUAAAGUGUUCACGUGAUCACUGCAGGAUGCCACUUCACACACACACACACACACCUACUCAAUUAUACGUACUUAAUAGCACAACUUGCCAUUUAGAAGACGCUCUUAUCCAGAGCAAUUUACACAGAUUGCAAUCCGUUAUAUUAUACAGCUGGAUUAUUUACUGAAUCGAUUCAGGUUCAUUACCUUGUUCCAGGGUACAGCAGUAGAACCCCACCUGGGAUGCAAACCCACAACCUCUUGAGUUUUAAGCCCAGUUCCGAAACCGCUGUACUACACUGUCAUGUCAGUUUGUUUUAUUAGCAAUACAGAAUGUAAAGAAAUUACUUUCUGUACCUUUCUCUCAUAGCUAUUUGACCACUAGAAUCCAUCUUAGUCUUAAUUGGCUGCCUCGUCUAUACAGUCAUAUAGACAUCACUUUAAAUAAAGGCCAACAGUGUACAAGUUCCAGGCUUAUUUACUCAAAUUCAGUAAACAAAACAAAAGCAUCUAUUUAUGUCCUGUGACUAUGCUUGUGAUUGAGAUUGAGUGUGUGUGUUAGUACCUCAGAUCCACGAGUUGAUCUGGAAAUAAACAAAUAUGGAAAAUAAAUGCACAAAUGUUACAUUAGGAAAAUGUGUUAGAUUUAAACCUUAUGGCAAGUGUCAGAUGGUGAUUGACUUUUUCGCAUGUGCAAAAUUUCUAUUUGUUUAUCCUGUUUUACAUUGAAAGAAUGAUCAGUGUUAUGAAUGUGAAACCUCCGACGAGAGUGCUAUCAUUUCAUUCAACCUUUUUAAGCUUGUAUUUUUUUGCUAUAAUGUGUUUUUUCUUCUUCUGUGAUGUAAUUCAGCUUGUUUAAUGUUACAUACGCUGAGUAUUGGUGAUGUCAUUUGUUUCCAGUCACCUGGAUGGUGUCACUGAGUGAAUUAUAUGUGCUUGUGUUUUGUGCGGUUAUUGAGAAAAGCACGGGAAACAAAUAUUUUAAGAAACACCCUGAAUAGAUGGUUUAACUGAUGGAUGAACUGAUUUUUUAUUUCGAUAUUGAAAUUCACAUUUGUGUUGCAAAGCACCCUAGUGUACUCUCUUCAUCCUGUCCCCAUCAAAAUGUCCCCAUGAAAUGUUUCAUGUUUUCAGUUCCUAUAUUCCGAGUUCAAAUGCUUCUAAGUGAGAAUGAAACUGCUCUCACACACAUGCCAUAAAUACAAAUGCAGAAGGAAGCAGUCUUAAAAUUAAUAAGGGUGCAUUUAUAAAAAAAAAAAGUGAGACUUGUGAUUACCGCAACAAUCUACUCUGAUAGGAACCGCCAGUGCAGAAUAGAACAGAAACUAUUAUCUAUAAGAUGUGUGAAUGUUCCUCUGGAUUCACGAUCACAUUAAUUAUCAGACAGACAAACAGUAAAAAAAAUUAGUAGCAUUCUGUUGUCAGGUGGAGUUGAGAAAGAGAAGUAAAUGUCAGUUUGACCCAGGUCUGCUUAGAGCAUUGUUUUUGGUUGUUUCUCUCAUGAUCAACAAGUUUUACAAUUUCCGUUGCUCUUCUGCUUUAGAAAAGAUAAUUCACCAAAGCAGUAGGAAUUUUUGCUAUCUUGAUAAAGAAAUACUGCUCACUUUUUUUUUUUUGUUUUUUUUAUAGACAUGUUUAAUGUACAUGAGUGUUCAUACAGGAUACUUGCUUAUAAAGUUGGAGUGAUUAAAAUGAA